CUUCCUCUGUUCUCGCCUCUUCGCCAUUUCCCUUCCUUCAGCCCGACUCAUCAGCCAAAUCCCACCUUCUACGUCUUCCUCUCCUUCCCUUCUGCUACCUGUGAUUCUCCUUCACAUGUUUUUGGUUUUCCUUGGCCUGUGUUGUCCCCGGAGGAAGGAGAAGGAAAGAGAGAAAGCCAUCGAGACGCGUACGAAAGCUGCCAUUCCGUCUAACUCCUUUUUACCCAGAGUUCGUGGGUUCUUCUCCUUCCAGGUGUUCUUCCUCCUGUGCGGAUUCUGCCGAACUUGAGUCUGUUCCCUUCCCACUCUUCUCUCAUUAAUUUGUGGGUUCUUGCUUUCUCGUUAUCGUGCUCCUUGCUCUGUCUUCCUUUCGGAUUCCAAAACAAUGGGAGACCAUCUCGCUCUGGUUGUGGAUGAUUUGCUGGCGAAGCCGACCCUUGAAGCUGCAGCUGGAAACAGGAAACAUGCGUUCGUAGAUACCAAUACAACAUCAUCAUCGGCUGACCCUGCUGCAUCAGCAAAGUUGAAGGAGUGCAGAAUCUGCCAUGAAGAAGACCACGAUUCCAACAUGGAGAUCCCCUGCUCAUGCAGGGGCAGCUUGAAGUAUGCUCAUCGGGUAUGCGUUCAACGUUGGUGCAACCAGAAAGGCGAUACGAUGUGCGAGAUAUGCCUCCAGCAAUUCAAUCCAGGUUAUACCACUCUGCCAAAGUUGUACGAUUACGGGAGUACUCCGAUGAACUUUAGCUGGGAGAUCUCUGCACAGGACUUUCGUGAUACACAGUUCAUCACAAUGUUUCCGUCAGAUCAUGGUGCCAUUGACUCAGCUGUGGGUUAUCGUGACCAUUCGAGGACAAGCAACACUUUUUGCUGUCGAUCAAUCACUGUAAUCUUCAUGGUUCUUCUUGUUCUUCGGCAUGCCCUUCCUCUCUUGAUCAGCGAUGACGACGAGUAUUCAUUUACCCUGUUCUCGAUGCUGGUGUUGAAGACUGCCGGAGUAAUCUUACCGAUAUUUUUGGUUCUUGGAAUCAUAAACAAAAUUCAACGGCGGCGCCGGCGUCGGGUAAACUGGAUAGCGUUAGUCACGUCUGAAGGAGAAAGAAGUCCAGAAUGAAUUCAUCGUCCCAAAUUGAAGGUUGCUGAUUGAAGCAACAAAGUGAUGUAGCAGAAGCAGACUGAAAAACCCAGAUAUGAAUUUUAGAACGCUGUAAAUGAACCAAAAAGAAGUGUGAUUGUUCAUAGAAAUCUCAGAAAUGUAUUAAUCCUUUUUUAAGAUUUGUUUUAGCAGCCAAUGGUAAAGAUUUCAAGAUGGAAAUGUAGAUAAGAGCUUUUGAAGACACUUCAUUUAAAGGAUUAGACAGUAAGCCCAACAAAAACAAGCUACCAUAAGAACAGCUACAUCAUGGAG
Molecule: messenger RNA, 1405 nt
Organism: Musa acuminata subsp. malaccensis (wild Malaysian banana)
Lineage: Eukaryota; Viridiplantae; Streptophyta; Magnoliopsida; Zingiberales; Musaceae
Biological process (GO): protein ubiquitination
Cellular component (GO): membrane
Molecular function (GO): zinc ion binding; ubiquitin-protein transferase activity
Source: RefSeq, a predicted model, not a curated record